Pelobates cultripes (western spadefoot toad) is the source of this 33343-nucleotide messenger RNA. Lineage: Eukaryota; Metazoa; Chordata; Amphibia; Anura; Pelobatidae. The record is from the annotation of a GenBank genome assembly.
GAAACAUAGCAUUACCAUCCUGCAGCAGUAACCAGUGUUUUACUGGUGAUCAAUAAAGUUUUCUAUUCAAAGCAGUGCCUCUCACGUCAUCAUCCCGCGACCGAUGUGAAUCCGCUCUAUAGUCUGGAGAGCAAGGCAGUUGAAGGCGCGGAAAGAUGCCGAAGGUCGUGUCUCGCUCGGUGGUCUGUUCGGAUACCCGGGACCGGGAGGAGUACGAUGACGGAGAAAAGCCCCUCCAUGUUUAUUACUGUCUGUGCGGGCAGAUGGUGCUGGUCCUGGGUGAGUUCGGCUUAGAUUAGCGUUCGGACCCGGAAGAGCUGCAGCUCCAGAGUCACAUUAGGGAAGCUGUGGGUUACCCCUUGUGUACAACAUGGGCAGCAUCAGACCUGCCUGCAAUAUCAGAGAGCCAUCCUCCACAACGUUAGGUAGGGGGUGACUUCAAAAGGGAGAGAACUCUUUUAAUGUGGACUCUGUUCGUUACUUCAAAGAUCUCACUGGAAAACUGCAAGAGAUCGUUGCCCAACAUAUGGUGUUUAGAUUAGAGGUGGCAGGAGAUUACAUACUUCCCAAGUAUCCCUAUUUUGGGAUCUCUCUGUCCCAUUUUUCUAUCCUAAUGUCCCUCUUUUAUUGGAGCUCUGUAUUGUUGGUGUGUCUGAGUGUUUUAGCAGAGCUCCACAGCGAUAAUGCAUGAAUGUCUUUUUAAAACUAGAUUACAUGCUUUCAAGAAUCAGUCUUUGUAUAUAAAAUACAUUGGUAUUGUUCUAAAUUACAUUUUAGUUGCAUAUAUUACUAGUUGGUCACAAAAAACUCCAAAAACAGUAGCCCUGCCCACAAACCCGUUCAUUUAAACCCCUUAAGGACUGAGCCAAAUGUACACGUUUUGAUCAAAAUAAAACGUAAACAAAACUUGGAAUUUGACUGUCUGUUCAACCGUAAUUCACCUCUUUCGUAUUACGUACACGCACACGUUUAUAUAUAAUUUUAUUAAGGAGAAAUAAGGCUUUCAUUUAACAUCAAAUAUUUAUGAUACCUAACUUAAUAUGAGAGAAAUUAAGAAAUUUUUUUUUUUUUUUUUUUUUUAGUUCAGCAUGACAUUUUAACUGUGAAUGUCCUAAUACUGUUUGCUUUUACUGUAAUAAAAUACACAUUUGUAUUCAGCGAUGUCUCACAUGUAAAACAGUACCCCCUACAUACAGGUUUUAUGGUGUUUUGUGGAGUUACAGGGUCAAAUAUAGCAUGUUACAUUUUUCAGUUUUUUUCACAUUGACAUUCUCCAGAUUGGUUACAUUGCCUUUGAGACAGUAUGGUAACCCAGGAAUGAGAAUUAUCCCCAUGAUGGCAUACCAUUUGCAAUAGUAGAAAACCCAAGGUAUUGCAAAUGGGGUAUGUCCAGUCUUUUUCAGUAAUCACUUAGUCCCAAACACUGGCCAAAGUUAGCAUUAAUAUUUGUGUGUGAAAAAUGUAAAAAUAUAAUUUUAAAAAACAAAUUUGACUUUCUGCUAGGGUUAUCAGGCAGGUCCCGCAAAUUGUAAUUUAAUAAAAUGACUUUAUGUAAAAAUAUUAAAUUUAAAAAAAAUAAAAUAUAUUUAACCCCUGCACUCCAACCAAAAAUAAUAAAUACCUGGUGCUCUGGUUGCUAGAUAAUAUAAAUUGAGAAAAUACUGGCACUCCAAGGUUUUCCAAAUCAAAAUCAUCUUUAUUCUGAAAAGUACAUCAACGUUUCAGCACCCCUAAGGAGCUUUUAUCGGGACACUCAUAACAUGUAGAAUGAAAAAGCUAAUAUAGAACACACAAUCAAUAAAAUAGGUACUUACAGACAGGUGAUCAUCAUUUCCAUCUGCCGCCAGGUCCGCUCAAGUUGCCUGCACGCUCGUGUACACUUCCGUAUAUGACCGGGUAAUCCACACUGUGCGUCCUGAUUGGGCAGCCACGUCGCCGGAGCAACCAUAGACGCCUACGUCUCAUUGGCUGCUCCCGCGUGUACCGGCGCCGAUCUGGGACAAACUUCAAUAGACUGACCAACCUUAGUGUUAAGCAUAGUGUUAUCAUGGCAACCGAAGCGCACUCUAGCGGCCAAGAGGGAAAUGCCAGAAUAAGCAAUACACAGGAAAAUAGAAAUAGACCACUGCAGGGAAAUAAAUAAAUCAUUUAACAAAAUAGAAAGUCUCCGCUCAAAUAGAGCUAAAGUGUAAAUAUAGACAGUGUUUGUAGUUUGGCUUAAUUCCAAGCUAAAAGAAGGGGAGAGCAAAAUAACCCACUCACUUAACGUGUCUGAUGUGUAAGUAAACUCACUUGUAAUAUGUGAUUAUACUAGAUAGUGACAAAGGUCAAAAAAUUACUUAUUUAUGUGCAAAUAUGAUUUCCCUAAAAGGGGGAAAGAAAUAUAUCUUAUAAAAUCAAUAUUGGUAAAAAAAAACAAGAUAAUAAAAAUCCCCGAGGUUAUUCAUCCUGUUUAAACACCCGUGAGAUAAUGAGUGUGUGUGUGUGUGUGUGUGUGUAUAUAUGUGUAUAUAUAUAUAUAUAUAUAUAUAUAUAUAUAUAUAUAUAUAUAUACACACACACACAAUAAAAUAUAAUUAUUCUUUUAAAAUAAACAGUCUACCUUAAAAUUAAAAAGAACAAUUUCAGAUAUAUGGACCAAGGAGGAAGUUUUUCUUUUCUUUAAAUGGCCUAUACCCUCCACAAAUAGAUGAACAAAAACAAACAAAAUAUUUACAAAAAAAAAAUGAUUACAAAAAAACUGAGAAUGAAUGUUUUUCAUUCAGGCCCUUGGGUGACAAGUAGAGAUGUCGCGAACUGUUCGCGAACUGUCUGCUGGCGAACAAUAGCGUGUUCGCGUUGGACGAACAUAUCCGAUUUCCGGUCCGCCCCCUAUACGUCAUCAUUGAGUAAACUUUGACCCGGAACCUCACAGUCAGCAGACACUUCCUGGGAGGGAGGGUCUGCUGCUGAUUGGGUGGAAUGUGUCUGCUGGCUGUGAGGUUCCGGGUCAAAGUUUACUCAAUGAUGACGUAUAGGGGGCGGACCGGAAAUCUGAUAUGUUCGCCCAACGCGAACACGCUAUUGUUCGCCGGCGGACAGUUCGCGACAUCUCUAGUGACAAGUUUCCCAACAGAAAAAUCCAGUAUCGUAAAGAUGAGAGUUGAUAUCGAAACUCCAAAAAAUGUCUGGCCACUGGUUUGUCCGACUUGCCAUCACGAUAGGCAAGUCAAAUGCUAGACCUGUGGCCUCUGAUUCUCUCACAGAGAGCCGUCUCUGUUUUACCUAUAUAAUUAAGGCCGCAUGGGCACGCCAAUUUAUAGAUAACAAAGUCGGUCUGGCAAUGAAUGCGCUGUUGGAUUUUAUAAAGCUUGCCUGUAUGGGGGUGAGUAAAGGUUUUCGAAGGGAUAAUGUGACCGCACGUCACACACCCCAAACACCUAAUCCACCCAACAUUUGUAUUCCUUUUUUUUUUUAACAGGACUGUAGCAAUGUUGUGGGUCAGUUUUGACCAAUAAAUCCUUCAGGUUCUUAUUGCGUCGAAAACAAAACAUUUUGACGGUAAAUCUCGGGAAGAGAUGGGUCUAGGUCCAGUGUGUGCCAAUUGUUACGAAUGGACAAAGUCAAUUCUGAACUAGUAGUGUUAAAAAGCAUCUGAAAAAUGGGUCUGAUGUUGGCAGACUUCAGAUGUUGAGAAGAAGGUGAUGAGGCAGCUGCUCUCGCUUUAUUUAAGGCUUUAUCCAGAAUCAACCGCGGGUACCCCCAAGAUUGGAAUUUCUCAUACAUGAAAUGCAAUUGUUGAUCACAUUGUUGAUUGAGAGAGUUAUUCCUUAUUACCCUUAAAAAUUGUGAAUAGGGUAACGACUCUUUAAGGUGUAUAGGAUGAAAGCUCUCAAAGUGUAGUAAAGUAUUGCGAUCCGUUAAUUUGGUGAAGAGUUUGUACUCUAGUUUCUGGUUGACCAUAAUUUCUACGUCCAAAAAUUAGACGCUAUGCUCAUUUACAUUAGCAGUCAUCUUUACUUGUGUUGGUAAAUUAUUCAAAUCGUUGACAAAUUGUAAAGCCUCUUCUUUGGAACCUUGCCACAAAAUUAAAAUGUCAUCAAUAAAUCUGAAAUAACAGGUGAUUUGAUGAUCAAAUUGUGCCAGAAUAUAUUUUGUCUCGUAUUCAUACAUGAAGACAUUGGCGUACAUGGGGGCCAUCGCUGCCCCCUUAGAGGUACCGGCUAUCUGUAAGUACCAAUCAGUUUCGAAUCGAAAAUAGUUGUUCUGUAACGCAAUGCCUAAGAGUUCCAUUACAUAUUCAAUCGAGGGACCCUGAUACUGUGAUGAUUUCCUCUUAGCUUGUAUGCCUGCUUCAUGCGGGAUGAUGGUAUAUAAACUCCCAACAUCCAUUGUGAUGAGGAUACCAUUAAAAGGUCCAACUUGAUUCAGACGUUGUAGUAAAUCUGGAGUGUCCUUGAUACAUGUGACCAAGGGCGUCCAGGCGGAUGUUCCAGAUUUUUAUGUAUCUUAGGAAGUGUAUACAAUAUAGAGGUGCGGGAUGUUUUUUUUUGAAGGUAUUGAAAUAACUCCACAUUUAUGUGCCCUGCUUGUAGGCCAAAAGUGAGCACAUCCUCAAUUCUUCUUGCGAUUGAAUUUGUGGGAUCAUCAUCCAAUCGCAUAUAGGUUUUUGUAUCACUCAAUUGACGUCUUAUUUCUCCCGCAUAAGUGUUAUAAUUCAGGAUAACGAUUCCUCCUCCCUUGUCAGCCGGUCGAAUUACAUUUGUAGGGUCUGCUGCCAAAUUCUUGACCAAGGCAUAUUCGUCUUUCGACAGGUUGAAGUGCCUAGUAUGAUGUUUCUGUAAAAUAGUAUCAGUAUCCCACUUGGUUGUUGAGAGAGAGGAUUUGAUGGAUAUCUGGUUAGCAGGGGGGGGGGUCAAAGAUACUCGGAGAUUUAAAUUGAUAAGUAGUUCUUACUGUCGGGGGAAUCAGUGAAGGAGAUGGAGGGUUUUUAAAAAAAGUCCUUCAGUCUGAUAGAACGGCCAAAUUUAAACAACUCUUCCUGAGAUUUUCCGUCAAAAGCCCAUGUUUUGUUUUCGACGCAAUGUGGGAACCUGAAGAAUUUAUUGGUCAAAACUGACCCACAACAUUGCUACAGUCCUGUUAAAAAAGAGAAUACAAAUGUUGGGUGUAUUAGGUGUUUGAGGUGUGAGACGUGCGGUCACAUUAUCCCUUUGAAAACCUUUACUCACCUCCAUACAGGCAAGCUUUAUAAAAUCCAACAGCACAUUCAUUGCCGGACCGACUUUGUUAUCUAUAAAUUGACGUGUCCAUGCGGCCUUAAUUAUAUAGGUAAAACAGAGACGGCUCUCUGUGAGAGAAUCAGAGGCCACAGGUCUAGCAUUCGACUUGCCUAUCGUGAUGGCAAGUCGGACAAACCAGUGGCCAGACAUUUGUGGGAGUUUCGAUAUCAACUCUCAUCUUUACGAUGUAUUGCUAUUGAGCAUUUUCCCAUUCCGGCCCGAGGGGGAGACAGAGGUAAACUCUUACUGCAAAGAGAGCCCUGCUGGAUUUUUCUGUUGGGAAACUUGUCACCCAAGGUCCUGAAUGAAAAACAUUCAUUCUCAGUUUUUUUGUAAUCAUUUUUUUGUUUGUAUUUGUUCAUCUAUUUGUGGAGGGUAUAGGCCAUUUAACGAAAAGAAAAACUUCCUCCUUGGUCCAUAUAUCUGAAAUUGUUCUUUUUAAUUUUAAGGUAGACUGUUUAUUUUAAAAGAAUAAUUAUAUUUUAUUGUGUGUGUGUGUAUACACACUAUCUCACGGGUGUUUAAACAGGAUGAAUUCCCACCUCUGGGAUUUUUAUUAUCUUGUUUUUUUUUACCAAUAUUGAUUUUAUAAGAUAUUUCUUUCCCCCUUUUAGGGAAAUCAUAUUUGCACAUAAAUAAUUAAUUUUUUGACCUUUUGUCACUAUCUAGUAUAAUCACAUAUUACAAGUGAAGUUUACUUACACAUCAGACACGUUAAGUGAGUGGGUUAUUUUGCCCUCCCCUUCUUUUAGCUUGGAAUUUAGCCAAACUACAAACACUGUCUAUAUUUACACUUUAGCUAUAUUUGAGCUGAGACUUUCUAUUUUGUUAAAUGAUUUAUUUCCCUGCAGUGGUCUAUUUCUAUUUUCCUGAGUAUUGCUUAUUCUGGCAUUUCCCUCUUGGCCGCUAGGGUGUGCUUCGGUUGCCAUGAUAACACUAUGCUUAACACUAAGGUUGGUCAGUCUAUUGAAGUUUGUCCCAGAUCGGCGCCGGUACAUGCGGGAGCAGCCAAUGAGACGUAGGCGUCUAUGGUUGCUCUGGCGACGUGGCUGCCCAAUCAGGACGCACAGUGUGGAUUACCCGGAAGUGUACACGAGCGUGCAGGCAACUUGAGCGGACAUGGCGGCAGACGGAAAUGAUCACCUGUCUGUAAGUACCUAUUUUAUUGAUUAUGUGUCCUAUAUAAGCUUUUUCAUUCUACAUGUUAUGAGUGUCCCGAUAAAAGCUCCUUAGGGGUGCUGAAACGUUGAUGUACUUUUCAGAAUAAAGAAGAUUUUGAUUUGGAAAACCUUGGAGUGCUGGUAUUUUCUCUGUGUGUGUGUAUAUAUAUGUAUACACACACACAGCCUAAGUGUAUUUUCAUAUAUAUAUCUAUAUAUCUAUAUCUCUAUAUUUUUUACAUUUUUAACAUAUAUAUAUAUAUAUAUAUAUAUAUAUAUAUAUAUAUAUAUAUAUAUAUAUUUUAAUAUAUGAAAAUACACUUAGGGUGUGUGUGUGUGUGUGUGUGUGUGUGUGUAUAUAUAUAUAUACAUAUAUUUAUUAAUUACACAAGAUCCAGCGCACUCACCUAUCCACUAAACAGCAAAUUCAAUGUUGACAGAUUUUAUUGUUUUGUUUUGUUUUUUUAAUUUUUUUUUUUUUUUUUUAAAACACCUAAUAUAGGCAAAAAUAAUGCUGCACAUUUGUUAUUUAGCGCUUACUCUUUUUCUUGUUUUAUUCUGUUUAUAAUGAAUGCCUAUCAAACCGAUUGGGGAGCACAUCUGGGGUUCUCAGAACAUCCAAGGUUUAUGGAACCACACAUUGACUCAUCAAUCCUUAAAUGUUCUUGAGCUGCAAGCAGUUUUGCAAGCCCUUCUCCAGUUCUCCUCUCUGAAACAUUGUUGAGGGUAGACAACACCUCGGUAGUUGCUUUUAUCAGUUUUCAAGGGGGGACAAAAGUAGAGGCCUGAUAAAGAUAAUUUCUACUCUGAUGGCAUUGGCAGAGAGGAACUUCAAGCCUGUGUAUCUCUCGGGGAAGUAAAUGUCUUAGUGGAUUUCCUGAGCAGUGUGACAUUGGAUCCAACAGAAAGUUCUCUCUCCUAUAAGGCAUUCCAGAAAUGGGGCCUUCCUCAAGUAGAUCUAAUGGCAAAAUUUCAGAACAACAAAAUGGAAAGGUAUUCUCGCAAUUCUUCAACCCUUUGUAAGACAGGGAUUACCUGUCUUGCAAGUGGAGAUUCAAUCUGGCGUAUGUGUUUUUUCACUACCCUCUCAUAUUGCCUUUUGUUGAAGAGGAUUCAGCAAGAACUAGCAUUCAUUCCUCAUUGGCCCAGACACAUGUGGUUUCCCCUAUUGCAGAAACUAUCCCCAGAUCCUACAUUGGAUCAUUCCAUCAUCACUCAUUGGAUCCAGGUCAUCCAGCACCCCAUCCUUGAAAUUGAUGAUAUGGAGAUUGAAAGGCAGUGCCUCUUAAAGAAAGGCUUCUGUGAUUGUAAUUGAGAAUUUUCUCUGAGCACAGAAGAAAUCUACCUCUUCAACCUAUUAUCGCUUUUGGGAAAUUUUUUAUGACUGGUGUGUUUUUCAUAAUGUCCCCCCUCAGUCUCCUGAGAUUAUCAACAUUCUUUAGUUCCUUAUUAUUGGAUAAACCGCUUGCCUUCAUCUAUGAUAUUGGCAGAUUUUUGUGGCUAGAUCUUUUUCUAGCUAUUGGUUUAGCAGGCAUGUUCUUUCCGCGGCCUGGUAAUUUAGUUUCUAAUAAAUGUUGCAUCAUGCGUUUUAUUUCUUGGCUUACUUUGUUUUUCCUCUCUUAUGUCUUUAGCUCAGGUAUUACCACAGAUAUAUAGUGGAAAACAGAAAAUUAAUUCCAUACUUACUAAUACUCUCCCCCCCCGCCGCACCCAGAUAUAGGCGAUGGCAGAACUACAUUUCCACCCUUACUUUUGCCCUUAGGGGAUGGAGUCUCUUAAUAUUUAAUUGGGUUUCUUGUCCUAUUUAAGUGUAGUGGGAGCUAUACCCAAAUGUAGUGCAGCCAUGGGCUAAAUUCGGGACAAGUAUGGAAUAAAUUUUUAUGUUUUGUCAGUGUCUGUCAGUUCCUGUUAUGUGCAUGAAAGUUGAGUGUUGGAUUAACUUGUCACCUCCAGCAGAAAGUGUAUUACAGACAGAAUGGACAUUACGAGAAGUGCUUGAUAAUUGAAGAGAAGGAAGGAGUGGUAUGUGAAUGAUGGCUGAGAAAUGUAUUGUGAAAGAUGGUGAGGAACAGUAAAAAUGCUUGAGGAAAGUGAGCAUUAAGUUGUGCCCAGGAUUUGGAGCAUCAUCCACGGGAUCUAUAAAGAAAUUUGUUCAGAGUAUAAACAGGAAGUGCUUAGUAUGGCUAAAGCAUACCAUUAAUGCUUUCUGGUGGCAGUGUAAUAAAUCAUGAGACUUAUCGUGAGUGUUUCCAGAACCCAGCAAUAACAUAACUUUUACUGAAACAUGGGUUAUCCCCAUUUCCAGUUUAGUGGGAGUUUCUGCUGAUGGGGGGCAUUGCUAUUUUAUUUUUGUUUUUGUUACCACGAUAUGUCUUGGACUAGAGUAACUAUAAAAACACAGUUGUUAACGUUUUUGUAUCAUGUCUCCGCUUGUGAUGUGCCAUCACAGAUCUUGUAAUUGGAAUUGACCGCUUAAAUGCAGCUUUAGAAAUUACAUAUACCCUAAAAGGACGAUUUAGGUGCUGCAGCUACCUCCUGUUUUACCCAGCUUUAGAAAUGCCAGAAUUUUUUUGCCAACAUGGCAUUUUUUUUUAUCUGUGGCAGGUAUAUUAUUUAAUAAGAGGUAAUGGAGUACGCAACGCGACAUAACCAUUACAGCCCGAUGUCUAGAAUCCCUUGGCACUGUCACUAGGUUUAAGAACUGUUUGAUAAACACAGAUCAUACCUGGGCCCAAGAAACCUUUCCAUCUCACUACUGUGGCAUUCGAGAAUUAAUGUUUCCACAUUAUAAUUGUCAAUUUAAUUGAACAUGGAUGGCAUGGGCUGAGAGUGAUGGUCUAACAAUGUUAGAGUGCCCUUAAGUAUACUGGAAUAUUUUAUUUUUUUAUUUCUAUUUUUGUUGGGGAAAUUUCCUCUGAUUUUAAUGACAAUAUACAGAUAUCUGAUGGAUAAGAGUUAAACAAUUUAAACAGAACGUGCAUUUAUAUCAUACAUCAUUCUUGGUUAAGCGUCCUAGCAGCUCAGGUGAAGGUGACGUGUAAGAAGAGUGUAUAGGUAGCUCCCGAGUCGGUAUUUUAAUUCUAGCUGCUGCUGUGGACCUGAAGUGUAGCCCUCUGGCAGCCCUUGUGGGUUGAAAUUAAAGCGUGGAAAUGUUAGUAAAACCUGUUGUCCGCUCGUGUGGGCAUAUAUCUAUAAUGUGGGAUACCCCGCUAUCCGCAUAAGAAUUAAACAAUUUGAACAUAACGUGCAUUUAUAGCAUACAUACAUCAUUCUGGGUUGGGCGUCCUAGCAGGUCAGGUGGGCUAUGUGAGAAGAGUGUAUAGGUAGUUCCCGAGUCUGUAUCUCACUCUGGCUGCUAUUGUGGACUUAAAGCGUGCCCUGUGGUAAAGCCCUCUAACAGCCCGUGUGAGUCGGAUAUUAAGACAUUAGUAGCACGUUUCGGCUGCUCAUCCGGGCAUAUAUCUUUAAUCUGGGAUAACCCGCUAUCCGCUCAUAGGGGCUUAAGCUUAACCGCCCGGCUCAGCGUGUUGACAGGGCUAUCGGCUUAUGGGGUAGUCCCCAUUGGUAGGGCAUUUGGGCGGCCUGUGUACCGUUCAGGUAUAUGCCUUGGUGGGGCCCGUUAGUGACUCUUAUGGAGUCAUAAUGCUUACUGUGGUAGGGCUCCAUUACAACUCACGUGGGGUAAGGCAAGCACCUCGACUGCAUAGGUUGGCAUCUCUAGUGGGAUGAACAUGAGCCUAUUGGCAAAAUGUGAGUUUUUCUCGUGUGGUUAAUUUAGACAUGGUGACAAUGUCUGUCAGUGGCUGCUGUGGGAUUAAGAUAAACUCUGGAGUCAAUAUCGGCCCAUUGGUAGGGCAUGUUAGAGGCUCUUGUAGUUUUAAAGCUUCACAGAGCAAAAAGAAAAAUAAAGGUAUUGGAUUAACUGAAGAGUUUGUGUUGUCCCGGUUAGUCCUCUAUAGGUCCUGCUGUUAGUCUUUCGUAGAACCUACUGUAGCCUUGCAAAACGCUGGAACCUCGAUGAUAACGUAGGUUGUGUGGACAAGAGAGUCUCUUUAUGGGGGGUCUUCUCGCCCCAGUGGGUGCGUGUCUCCUGUGGGUCUGUUUCCUCUUUUCUGCUUUGCAUUAGGGGUCACUGCUUUCUGGUUAUGUGAGCUGCUCCGAGGGGGUCGAUGUUGGUAUAUUGAGUCUUUUUAGGAACUCUGUGUGGUCUUCAGCGGCCGACAGGGUGUGUAUCGCAUCUCCCUGAGGUACCACUAGUGUUCCAGACAACCCCCAUCGGUAUUUAAUGCCGUUAUCUCGCUGAGUCCUGGUGAGGGGCAUGUACUUGCGCCGUUUGAGGAGGACUGUAAAGGGUAAGUUCUCAUAUAUCGAAAUCCUAUUGUUUGCGGUCACCAGGUUUGGCUUUUGUCUAGAUCGCGCCAUGACAGCGGUUUUCACUGAUAUGUCUCUUGAGACAACUAUGAUAUCGCGGGGUGCAUCCACAGGCGCUGUGGGUGCUUUCCGUACCCUGAAGGCUGACACUAGUGGUGGCCGUUCGUCUUCUGUCUGAACUCCCAGUGCUUGCAGGAACUCAUUGGCAAACUCGAGCAGGGCUUCUUUGCCUAUUGUCUCUGGGGCCCUGCGGAUUCUGAAAUUUUUCCGUCGGUGGCGCGUUUCUAGGGAGGUCACCGUGCGUGUAAGGUGUUGCAGUUAGUUCGUGACACGGGAGUCGGUGUCAUCGAUCUUUUUCCCCCUCUCCCCUUCUCGGGUCUCUAUUGCUCCCAUGGGCCGGUUCAGGCCUCCUAUUUCCUCCUUGACCCCAGCGAGGUCCGCCUUCCACACCUCUCUCAGGUCCCACAGGAGGUUUUUAUGUCUCCCUUGGUGGAUGGGGACUUAUCGGAGUCUGAUUCUGCUCUCUGGUACACUCCGCUGUGGGUCCGGGGUGCUUGAGUUGUCUCAUCCUCCAAUGAGAGCUCGGAGUCACUUGAGCCGCGUGGCUCCGCAGGCGCCAUGUCUGGUCGGACCUGCUGCGGCGGCCUACAGAAGGACAGUCGGAUGUCUUUGUGUUUCUGAUCCUCUGCUUAGGCCAUUUUUCGGUGCUUUCUGCCCAUCUCUCUUGGAGGGGUGUUCCUGGUGUCUAGACGGUAAAUUUUUGAGCUCUGUUGCGGUAUUUAAAGUCAGAUUUUGUGUCUCUGGAGCGGGAGCUCUUCAAGUGUGCGACCGUUCAGUAGCUCAGCUAGCCACGCCCCCCCCCCAAGUAUACUGGAAUGUUAAAUGUAGUAUUUUGGAAAGUGAAAGAUCCUCUUGUGACAAUUCGGAUAUAAGCUGAUUGAACUAGGUAUAUUUUACCUUGUGUAAACCAAGAAAGGGCUCAAGGUUAAAUUAAUUGUGGUAUGUGUUAAGAGCACUAAAAGAUGUGACCUAUUUAUUCAAAUCCCAAAACAUAGAUUUACUAGACCACUUACUGACAUUUUACUUAUUUUUAUUUUUUAUUUUUCUGGCUUCCUGUGGAGUUUGUUCUCUGAGGUAAAUGACAACUGAAAUAGCUGUUUGAAAGGUCUUGAAAUACCUUUUUUGAAGUGUUGAAAUGUAUUGUUGGCUACACUGUGUUAAUUAAAAAUCCAGGAUUUUAUGCUAUAUGGACUACCCCUUAACAUUCGAGUUCAGCAUAUAAUGUUUUGCUUUUCUCACGCUGUUGAAUAUUCUGUUAUCUUUUAUAUGAAAUGUUAACUCACAAGCUGAAUUUAAUCACUAGACAUGUUUUUAAAAGGGCAAUCCUGCAGGUGGUUUUUCCUCCUCUUAUAAAUGCAUUGUAAGAAGGCUGCAUAAAAAAUACUCCCAUUUCUAUUUACUUCCUUUAUAUUAUAUAAAAUCUGCAGUCUUUGAUUUGUUCUCCAUAAAUAUCUUUGGAAUUAGAUUUUUCAUAUGGACAUUGGCAGUAUUCACAAUGGAGUUUUUGCUCUCUCUUACUUCAGAAUGGUAGGCAACUCCUUCAAUCUCCAAUGAUAUAAAAACGUGGAUUUCUGUUUUAAAUCAUUUAUUUAAAUGCCUAGUUAGUAAAACUCUAUUUAAAUUAUGAUCAUAAAAAACUAAUUCUUGCCGGUUGUAAUAAUUUUAAUAUUUUUAACCUGUUGAGUUAAGUCCACGUUAAUUUAACACAUAUCACAUUUUUUUUUUUUUAUAUCAUUAAAGAUACAUUGAUAAUUAUGAAAUUAUUAAAAGGUUAAAGUAUCACUAUAUGGUCAGGAACAUGUAUUCCUGUCCCUAUAGUGCUAAACCCACCGUAUAGGUGGCUUGCCCUCCUAUAUAAGUUUAAAAUGCACCUUAUUUCCAGCGCUGCACUGGCUCCGUCCCCUUUGUGACCUCAUCGGAAUGGCCGAUUUUAAGCCUAAAAUCGUUACGAGGUUGGGGCCAAAUGCAGUUUUCCUCAUUGAGAUGUAUUGACGCUGAGCGUGGAGACGCUGAACGGCAGAGCUGCCUACUGUGCAGCCCUGAGCCAGGAAGCCCCUCCAGUGGCCAUCUGAGGAGUGGCCACUUGAAGGUGUCCCUAGGGGCAAUGUAAACACUGCCUUUUCUCUGAAAAUGCCUGAAGGGAGCUAUUAUACUCACCAGAACAACAAAAUUAAGCUGUAGUUGUUCUGGUGACUAUAGUGUCCCUUUAACAAUUAAGCAUGCUUUAUGCUAGUCCAGUAACAGGCAGCCAGCCAUGUGGUGAAGCUUCAGAACGUUGCCGUAAAAUACUGCGGGGAGGAAUACUUGUUCCUAUGCCAAAACCCACCUGGGCCCCAUUUGCAGCUCACUAGAGCCAGGUGCAGUAAGUGAACAUGGGCAUCUCAAGGGCGAGAAAUCGAGCUCUGGUAGAACAUCAUUGGUUUCAAGGCAUUUUGCUAUUUAAUCACAAGGCGUUGAGCAUUCUCUGUGCAGUUUUAUUGGUUUCAAAUGUCUGAUUUUAUUUUUGUGCUGUGACCCUAGUUUAGUAUUGUGCUUGCUUUUUUUUUUUCCCAGUUAAAAACAAAACCUGUUAUUUUUUUCGAUUUCUAAUGAACCCCUGCCAGAAAGAUAUAAAGAGGAUUGUAGUCCGUGGUACUGGGGACAGUAGGGUUACUAAAUAGUUAGAAAUGUCCGCAUCCAUGUCCUAAUUUCAGUACAAUUUUCAGCAGAUUUUGAACUGCUGCGUUACAAGCAGUUCAACCUGUCCCUUCCCAGGAGCAGACAUACUGGUUAAAAAGAGAGAAAGAAUUGAAUUUCCUUAGUCAAGUUCUGUUGAUCCUCAAAGGAUAUUAGAGCAUGAGUCUUACGCUGAUGAACUGUAAUCGUUCACUGAGGAAGGGGAACAAAAGCGGAUUAAAAAGUUCUGCUAUUUAAUAAAAGGCUCAGGAUCUCAAGUGUCUUCUAAUGCCUUUCUGAUACCUCCUUUAUUUUAGAAACCCAGACCUUCCAAGUGUCCCUAUUUUGGCCCCUCUUUCUGUAUUCUAAUGUCCCUAUUUUCUAUGAGCUCCAUAUUGUUGCUGUGUCUGAGUGUAUAAUAGAGCUCCACAAUAAUAUUGUGUGUAAAUGCAAUAAUUGAGUUCUGCAUUAAAUUUAGAUUACAUACAUUAUCAGUAAGUCACCUAAAAUUUCUCAGAACAGCCCUGCCCCUGCCACACCAAAUUUUUGUGGCACCGUUGCUUUUUUAUUUAUUUAUUUUUGGUCCUGGUUAGUGAGUCCUGUUACCACUUGGUCAGUUCUUGUAUGAGCAAAAUCACCUUGCCAAUCUAUCGAAAAGAACCAUAAAACAAAAGAGCACAAAUAAGAAACGAAUCCAUUUAGAGAGUAACAGUUCCACAAUGACAAAGAGCAUUAUAUCAUAUAGUAUGAUAAUAUAAACAGUAUUUAUUUUUAAAUGAAUUAUGUAGCAGAGCCAAUACUAACUCAUACAUAAUAUACUUUGCUCUGGCUGAAACCAUAUUCUGACCUAGAAAGUGACUUUGCUCCUGCCUUCUACACAAUAAUGGGACUCUUAAAGGAGAACAUACAAAACCUUUCAUAUUACAGGUUAGUGUUACUUGACUGAUGUUGAGCACAAACCUAUACAACAUUGGUGUUCACUUUGAGCAACACCCCCCUUCUUUAUAUUCUUAGGCAAUGAUAACAUAUUACAAAAUAAAUGAAAAACCUCUAGACAUUAACAUAACAUUGUUAAAAACAAAACCUAUGAGUACGGAGACUCUCUUAGCUCAAUGCUGAAAGAAAAAGACUAAAGAAUUGGUCUGGGUACCGUUGCCCUGUCCUUUUUAACCCUACAAUAUAAAGCAUUGCAGUUUUUAGAAACUGUACUGGAGGUACUUUCGCUGCAUGCGAUGCUGAAGCUUAUAGGAAAGUAUUAAAUUUUGUGCUUUCCUACUGAGAAGCUGGAAUUUUCCUGCAACGCUCAAGUCCCCAAUGCUCAUCUCUGAAGAACAUUGAAUUGGCCAUUGUUGGAGGAGGCUCAACAAUAUGUCGCAGAAGCAGAGAAGUUUAGCAUCGCAUCACAAAAAUGCACACCUCUCCAAUAGAGUACGGAGAUCCAAUAUGCGAUAGUGGAUAACACAAAUCACAGCACCGUGAAAGAGUUGAUAAGGGAAUUAAGUGACAUACCGGCUCCGCCAUAAGUAUAUAAGAUACCACCAUUAAUUAAGAGAAAAUGCACGAUCGCGGAUGGGACGUCUUCCUCAAAACAGGGUAGCUGACAGGCGGACACUAAUACUAGCAUCAGUGGGUCAGGGGGAGGAUUAGACCCCGAGUAAUAAACCUAAGAUAAUUUAGUAGUUGUAAACUUUAAUACAAUAUUGAGACCACGAUAACGCUAGGUGAACUCCACCGUCUCCAUUUGAUGAGGCCUCAGGUACCAGAUUAUACUCACUAUACAUAGAAGUGGUUGGGAAUUUCUGGCUCACAGAAUGGAACCAAAUGCGAAAUUAGAUUUAUUAUGUCCCCUCUCUUUAACCCAGUGAGAAACCACAGAGUUUCUGAAAAGUGGAAUACUACCAUAGCUGAAAUUAAUCUGUAUGAAACAUAACGCAGGGGAGAUAUAUCCCCACAUUUGUUUAUUGAAGCUAACAAGGACCUGCAAGUCCGACGACUACCUGGGCCUGCGAGCCAACGUGUCUACAUAAUUUAUGACACCCUUCCAAAGUUCACUCUGUCUAUGUUACCGAUUCAUAAACGCAAUGUGUUCGAGACCUGCAAGUCUCACUGCUAGGUACAUACAAAACUUGCAAAUAAUAAAAUAUAUCUUUACAAAAAUAAGUUUAGCAUUGCCACGGCAACUGAAAAAGGUGAGUAAACCUUUUAUUUUAUUAGAUUUCACCUCUAUGCUGACUGGCAUUUACAAAGGAUAGAACGUUUUAUAACAAGGAUUGACCGGUAGCUAUGAUAGAGGUGUGGGUUCUACUUUUAAUUACAUGUUAUACAUCACAAAUCCAUAUUUAUUAAAUCUAGGGGAUAGGUAAGCAUAAUAUUAAAAAUCGUGGAAAGUGACUGAUCCUCUUUUCCGUUUUGUGAUGAGGGUUUGAAUAUUGGUAUUGUAGUUACCGUAACACAAAUCUUAAAUUGUUUUAUAGUACAUGGGCACCACUUCCUACUGUGUUUGCCACAGCAGUAAAAAUGUCUCCGGCUAGCACUAUGUUUGAAACAAUGAGUGGUACGCGAUGAGAGGCUGUCAUCUCGAUGUGCUUUCAUCUCCAACAUAGGAUACUUUGUGCUGCCUUGCAGCACUAUUUCAGCAGUAAUGAAGCACUUAGUGGUUUGAAAAGGUAAAGAAUGGACAGUCUAAUCGCGCUAGUCCCCUUCUAAGGCACAAAAUUAGGCAUUUAGAAGGGGCUGCAAAUAUUUGUGUGCAUUCAGUGGAUGAAUGUGCAUUUAAAAUCGUGCUGGUACACCAUAACACCAUAUAACGGGACCUUUGAAGAAAAAAGGGAGUCCUUCUUCCCUGCAAUUUGUAUAUGAAUUAAUGUGAUCCACAGCAAUUUGAGAUCCUUUUAGCUUAGAGUAAAUUAAGUGAAUAAAGUUAGAGUUGAGUGACAAUGUGUGUGUGCUACUCUUGAAUCAGAUCACAAUGUCAGUGUAGUGUGCUAUAACAGACAAAACACAAUAUGUGGGACAGCCCACUGUGGUGGUUAUGGUCCAAUAGUAUCAGGAUGCUGUUCCCUGGUAAGGGAGCAAUCCGUUUUGCAGUGGUUUUCCCUGGUAAGGGAGCAAUCCGUUUUGCACCUUUGCCGGCUAAACCAGCAUCUGGCUUCUUUAGAAGGCACAUCCCAAUCCUGCUGUUCAUUCAUUGGAUGAGAAGUGGCUAAUGAAGACUGUUCAAGGUGGUCCCAACUCGGGCAGUAAUAUAAAAUAUUGAAUACACUGCACAUACAGCACUCUUGUACCAUGAAAACUUCCAUAACCAUUUAAGAUUUGUUUUAUUUAAUUUGCCUCUACAUGCUUGAACUUGACUCAUUUCUACAUAUCGGCUAUAUCAUUAAAUAUAUAGCUAAUUCAGAAUAUAUAUACAUAUAUAAAUAUGGGUAAAAAUAAAUUUUUAAUAAUCCACAAUAAUGUCACUAUUAAUAGUAUGUGUGUGUCUGUGCCCGUUCCUUGAACCAUCUUUUUUUUAAAAAAAAUAGAAUUUAAAACCAACCUCAGCUGACCUGCUUAAACUGCUCACAUUAUCCUUUCCUCUGAGAAUAUGUUUAUUUUUAAAUGCUGUCAAUGAAUUAGGCUGCAUUUCAUGGCAGAAUGAAAUUGUCUGAAGUCUUCCUUUGCCUCAACCCACACAGCAAAGAGAAAUGUAAUUGAAUUUUGGUUUCUUUGUGCGUCUAGAAUUGACUUCCAGCUGGGCAGCACUAAUUAUUUAAUUUUUUUUGAAUGGGAACAGAUAAGCGCAACCUGCUUCUAUGUUCGUUUUCAGUAAAGAUCUGUUGCUUCUAAUGACCAUAAUCCUUUUAUUGCUGAUUGACUUACAAGUGAUGUGUUGCUUAUUUUUUCUAAAACCUUGGAUAUUAAUAGUUAAUAUUUUAGUUCAGACUACCAUGUUCUGUAGACCUACUACAGUGUUUCUCUCCUCUUUAUCCAACACAUUUUAGCAAUUCCUAAAUUUUAAUUUUACUUUUUACGAGUACAAUUAUUUCUAAUUUUUAAUAUAAGGACCUUUUUCUAUCAGAUAGUAAUUUGGUACUAAAUUCCACCCUGGCGUCCUUAGACCUCACCCACCUCCUUUUCUCUUAAAUGGCAGUCUUUACAGUGCUAAUACUGCAGGGACAGGCUAUAGACAACAGAGCCACUACAUUAAGCUGAGGGGGUUCUGGUGGCAAUAGUGUCCCUUUUAAAUAGAUUCUCUCAUUAUAAUCGUAUGUCAGAUGCAUCUAUUGCAAAAUAAUAAGCAUCGGGUGAGAGAAUCUCAUCUAAAAUGAAUAAACAUGAUUUGUUAUCAUGAUUACAUGUAGAUAGUAAUGAAAUUUUUUUUAUUUUUUUUUUAUCGGAAUUUGAUUGAGGCACAAAGUUAAAAGUCAGAGAGACAUAGUUGCAACAAACAUAUACAUUCAACACUCAGAGUAGGCUAGCUUCAAAAACCAUGCAGGAUCCAAUCGGUAUACAGAUAGGUAUAUAAUGGUCACAUAUAGAUUAGGGGGGCCUUUUUUUUUAUAUUACAGGAGAGAAUAAUAAACAGUGCAAUGUAAAUUGACUAAGAAGGUAUGAUAACAUAACGUUGUUAGAAUGCAGUGGGUAUACAGGAGAAAAGGAAAGCAGCCUAAGUUAAACAACAUCAAAACAUAGUGAUUAUUCCACUGGGAAUUAAAUGUGGAGGAGAAUCCCUUGCAUAGGGUAAGGCACCAACCGCCAUAGUGGGACUAAGUAAGCCGUUUGACCGUCGUCAGCCAAUGCCACAUAGAGGUCACAGAGGAAUGUUCAUUCCAGCUCCAUCAAAGCGAGUGACUCUCACCUACUCAGAGUUCCCCAGGCGCAGUUUUGUGAGAUUUGGCUUAGUGGUUUGUGACCCACAACGCCUCCCGUCAGAGAGUCUCAGAGCCCGGGCUGCAAUGGGAUCCUCCUACUUCAGGCGGCAGAAUCGGUGGCUUGAGGGGUCUCCGGUCAUUAACAACCCCUUGAGUGUGUGAAUGGUGAGUCGGAUGGGACUACGAAGGGGCUCCCAGCCCAGAGGGAAAGCAAGGAGGGGAGGCCGCAGUCUGGAUCAGCUUGCCAACAGCUUCUGCAGGGGUGUGGGCUCAGCAUAUCAAAUGGUACUGAAGCGCUUGGCAAAUGGUAUCUAAUCUUGUGAGGAAGGCAUCCAGCCACUUCUGGGCUUCAGACUAAUUUGAGCUUUGACGAGGCGGCCAUAUUAAGCACGCCACUCAGUCAUCAGAUCAGCAGAGAUUCAGUUAGGCUAAAGCACAGGCUUCUCCAGCAGGGACUGAUAUUAACCCCACACGUCCAGAUGUGGGGAACGAGGACUCGACUGCAUGAGCACUUUGCGCUCUCCACGAUAAGAGAUUUUCUGCAUUUCUCAAGCUCUGGGCACGUAAGGCAGCAGCUCUGGAUGUGGAAUCACCUCGUCGAACCUAGAUAUUCCCGGCCCAUAGGGAUGAAGGUAGAAACAGUAGUUUUAGAUUGGCUUCUGCUGUUUUUUCAGGCUGAUCAAUCCCACUUUUAAGUGAAGAUAGUCCUAGAGAAACACAUCUGGCAAUCUUAGUGUCAGACCCGCCCCCUGAAUAUAUCCUUUUUAGCAUCUUCUCAUCAUCCAUUCUAAUAUUAAAUAAAUAAGAAUUGCAGUGGCAGCAGCACACAACAUAACCCCUCUUCAUAUGCAUACAGCCCAUAUCACCCUUCCAUAUCAUUAAAGACAAACUUCACUUUAAAUGUAGGAUGGAUUGGUUAGAAACAGUGCUAAUUUUGGCAGCAAAUUCCAGUUUAGUUUGUUAUAGUCUUCUGACUAAAAGCCAUUUUAGUUUGUCGUAUUUUAGUCAUCUGAAUUGUUUUCGUUUUAGUCAACUAAAUCUCCAGUAGAUUUUAGUCGACACGACUAAAAUUGGGCUUAGUUGAAGUCUCUAUGGUCUCUUUUGCACCUUCUCCAGACCCUCUUUGUGUCCUCCCAGCCCCUGUGGGUGUUUCACUCCAAAAGCCCUGGUCUGUUUCUUUUACCCCUUCCACAGCCUCUCUGUGCAGUGUUGAUUGUGGUGGCACAUUUCUAUUUAGUUUUCGUUCUAGUCCUUUGACUAAAAAGCCAUUUUAGUCAUAAGAAUUGUUUUGGUUUCAGUCUAGCUUUAGUCGACUAAAAUUGUUCGUUGAGAAAAUUAACACUUGUUAGAAACACCAUAAUGUAAAGAACAGUUCUUUUAAAAUAAAAAAAUAUAAUGCUUGAUAAGUAUGUGUGUGUGUGUGUGUGUGUGUGUGUAUGUGUGUAUAUAUAUAUAUAUAUAUAUAUGUAUGUAUGUAAAUAUUUGUGCUCCAAAAAAAUAAAUAUUCUGUAGAAUUAACCUCCUAGUAUAUGCUCACAUUUCUUCACGGACCACCCCUGAGCAAUACUGCAAACAUGUCAUAUCACGAAUUAUCUUUAACACAGUGUUUCUUGUGGAGAAUAUUCUGAAUUGGAUUGCAUUGUAAUCUUCUGCUGCUCAGCAUGUUCUGCAUAAAAAACCACCCACAAUACUCACACUUCUUUAGAAAUGAUUAAAUUCCAUGUGAAUUAAAUGAUGUCUGUAGUGUUGUAAUACAAUUUCCUUGGGCACUCGACUAUCACCGUUCGAUGUUGCUUCUUGUUUUUUUUCUUCUUCUAGUAAGCCACGACUCUUACGUUCCAAGAUGUUACUUUCUUUUUAGAUUGCCAGCUGGAGAAACUUCCUAUGAGGCCUCGGGACAGAGCGAGAGUCAUUGAUGCAGCAAAACAUGCUCACAAGUUUUGUAACACAGAGGAAGAAGAAGCUGUUUAUCUACGCAGGUAACGCACAUGGGUAUACCACAUUCACCCCAAACCUGUACUGCGGGUACUGACUUUCAGCUGUGAUAUAACCAAUUUCAUUGUAUUUACUGUAUACAGUAUUGUUUACUACUGCUUGUGCUGCCAUAAUGGGGAAUGUUCCUUGUAAUAUAUUUCAGGUCGAUGUAGGUUUUAGUUUUUGGCUGUAGCAAACCACUUUUUAACUCUUUGAUGCAAGUACUUAUUCUUUUGACAUUGAACAAGCAUUUAUUUUCCAGCAAGUCAAAAAGUUGUUAUUGGGCGGGUGGGACCUGGCUGUUCGACUAAACAGACAUGUUUGAGACGUGCUCCUCACCAAAUCUUGAUUAUUCAAAUUAAAGUGUGGUUGAGCCACAGUCUUGCAUCCUAGCGACUACUUACCUGAUCUAGCAGGAAGAGGGGAUCCCUCGAUACUGCUCGGAGCUUUCUCUUGGUUACCUACGCCAUGGAGUUGAUAUCGCUGUGCCUUCCUGUUGUUGUUCCAUCCCCCUUCUGGACCCAAGGAGAUCAUCCUGGUCUAGACUACAAUGUCUAGCAUAUCCUGGGUACUAAGCAAGCUGCAUGCUUUAACCACAUUGCCCAACCUAAAAUGGCCACUGACAUUCCUGUGACAGCGCCCCUCGACAGAGGCAAAGCAGCAGUGGUGGGAGGAAGAUUUUACUGCCAUCUGCUAUCACUUUUGGUGCAGACUAGAAGAGAAGACGCUUCAUCCCUCCUUACCUGCACUACAGCUGGAUCGUGGUUCUGCUGAGGCCCAUCACUUUGAGAGAUUUUGAAACCGACGCAGGGCUGGGAGUUGCAGAAAUGCAUAGCAUGUUUAUUGGAGACAAAACUGCCCUCCCGUAUUCCUCUGCCUAGGCAUCAUAUAACUAAAACUUCCUGGCAGAUGCUUUGAACUAUACCAAGUUGCCAAUUCUCCAUCUUCGGUUGAUAAAUCUUUUUGUUAGCUGUAUAUCUUUUGCAUUUACUUAAGCAGUACAAGCUACAUACAUCGUGCAUUGCUGGUGGAUACAUGUCAGAGCCAUACAUUGUUUAUUUGGUUGACUUUCUCUGUUAUGAAGAGGAAUGCAGGCUUAGUUUAGAACGCAUAAGCAUUACCUUGUGCACAAAGUUGGACAUGAGCUGUAGAGUUUUGUUGACACACCAUUAUGUUUUAUAUUGCUGUCUCUUUACUUAUCAUUGCACAACAAAAGUAUGAAUGUUGUGUUUUGUUUUUUUCCUCCAAGAUCACUUUAGGCAUUUUACACACUCACUCUAAUUUUAUUGUCUUUGAUGUUGAUUCAUGCUUGGUGGAUGUACAAUUGAGUUCUUAAUUAGUUGAACUGCUCUGGUAUUGAUUAACUUGGCCUGGCUGAGCUACUUUUUCUGAGCUACUCUUGUACCUAGAUUUCUCUAUAGGAUAGGGAUGUGCUUGAAUGAAAAGUGUUAAUUCUCAUUUGUUGCACUAGUGGGUAUAAUUAAGAUGCUUGACUCAAUCUGUGGAUGACACCCCCAAAACACUAAUCACCAGCCCUUUUCAUCUUUAUAAAAACCGUGCUUAGAUACUGUAUUGGCAUGUUUUUUUCUUCCAUAUCACAUCUUGUUUGCAACACAUUUACAUAAAUGUUCUGUAUUCUCCCAAAUGGAAACACAUAUCCAUAUUCCCAGCCAUGAGCACUCCUCUGCAACAUUAACCCCAAACUUGCUUCCUGCAUCAUUAACCCCAUAUGGCACUUUAUGCUGCGUUAGUCCGACACAUACUAAUGUACUCAGACAUACAUUCCCACGUAAGCACAGGUACACAUGCUCAUAUACACUUUCCUAUAAAGAUGCACAGUCACACACUCAAAGUUACACAUCAGUAGAUACUUCCUAAUAAUUGCACACACAGGCAUCCAUCAUUACUGGGAUAUAGUGACAGAAAAAAAGAGGAGGACAUGGGCAAGUUGCCUCUCCAUCAUUUUAGCAUGUCUUUAGCCGUAUCCUUCUCCUCCUACCCAUAAUGCAGCUUGGUCCUGAGAGAGGACUCUUCCUUCUGACAGAAUUUAACUCAGGAUCUGGUGCACAAUGUGUGGAAAGAGAGCAAGAAUGACAUAUUACACCCCCACACUUUUCACUCCUAGUGGAACGUAGUUCUGUGUGUUAAGAGGAAAGGUGGUUGGAAACGCAUGUACCACCUCAUGGCAACUCCCUACUAGGCCACAAGAAGGUAGAUCAUGGGCACACACCGAUGAGCUAAAUGUCUGUGUUCAGGCUUGCUCAUUGAAAUACUAAUGUAUUUUUAUUUUCAUUUUCUUUUCCAGGCCAGAUGGCAUUGAGAGACAAUACAGGAAAAAAUGCAGCAAGUAAGCAACUCCUGCUUUUUAUAUAACUAUGUUCCAUAGUGCUCCUUUAAAUUUGAGAUGGAUAUAUGCUGUCCUGCCAUAACAUCUCUCGCACACUUAGAACCUACAGUGUUUUCUCUUGUUUUUUUUCCCUUAUCCCCUUGCAAUAGUUCAGCUGUACAUGAUAUGGUCAAUAUAGAUGUAAGACUAUGUGGUUGUGCAAACUCUCUUAAGUCUAUGUGAAAAGAGUGAACUGUGCAGCAAUAUUGGUAACCUUUAUUUCUAAAAAAUAUAAAUUCAUCUAUUUUUACAGUGAAAUGGUAGCCAUGUCUUCUAAAUAGAACUUAAUUAAUAAAACCCAUGAAUUCAGUUAUUUGCAUUCCUGCUUUUCAUGAAUGAAGCAAACUGAGACUGUGGAGUUUGUGAAGCUGUAAUUGACAAAUGAAACUUAUUCCAUAUGCAUCAAAGCUUCCAGAUAGCUACAGGUGCACCAGAAUAGAUUCAUGUUCCUGGACCGGUGAGAGUUGUGUAGGCAGAGCUACUGAUUUACUGUAGAUGUAUUACUUUAAUGGAAUUCUCCUGAAUCUAUAUUUGUAAUGGUAAAGAGGCAAGUGUGCUUCAUACCAUAAGUAGAUUAUCACAGGCAUAAAUAACUGCUUUCUAUGUCUUUCCCAACCUGAUGUAUCUUAUUUGAAUAUUUACGCAUUAACUUGAGUAAGGAUGUGACUGAUUAUGUUCACGGUGGGAGUGAAUUCACUUCAGGAUGAAAGAGGGGACUGGAUUAUGGUGUUGGUAGUGUAAAGAACCAUGGAUAAUGUAUCAAAAGGAACAGGUAGCAAAGUUGUGGGGGGAGGGGAAUUACGUGCUCUUAAAGGAAUAAUAUAGCAUUAGGAAUACAAAUGUGUAUUCCUAAUGCUAUAACGGCCUGCUAGCUGUCCAUAUGCCCAUAGCCCAUAUGAGGAGGCUAGUGCUCAAAUUACUCAAAUGCUUUACUUUAAAAUUUUUUACUCUGUUCUUCUUACAGGAGAGGUGCCUAUUGUGGCUGUCAAGAAGACAGACACUAGAGGUGUGUGUUUAACCCUGCAGUGAAAACAUUGUAAUUUCAUCACAACACUUUUUAUUUUAUUUUUUUUACAUUUUAUAGGGAUAGAACUAAAUAGCCAAUGCACCCAGACAAAUAGUCUGGGUACUUUUGAUGUUCUUUUAAGUAUAUAAUGGGGGGGAACAAAAAGGGAAACAAACCUCAGUAUUGAGUAAGCUAAAUAAUUAUAAAUGCAUAUUUUUGUAUUAAUAUAGUAUUAGACAAAUAUUCAAAACCAUUCAGAGGAUGCUGGCUAAACUGUUGGUUGAGCAUAAAAUGAAUGGUUUCAUGUUUUCUAAAGAUCACCAUCUUAAGUGCUUAUUUUCUGAGCCUGCAUUAGUGACAGAGAGUAAGGUGGGAAUUGACAUUGUACAAUGAAUACAAACAGAAUAGAUUAGUUGCCAGGAAUAAGAGCAAAUAUGUUGAGGUGCAACAGAUCUGACGCUUUGAAGGAAAGUAGUGCUGUGCAGUGGGUUGCUAGAGAUCACAAAGCAUUUUGAAUAUAUGUGGUUAAUUUCAAUAGCAGAUUGUCAUUCAGUGGUGUAUACAAAACACAAGAACACAAAGUUUGAAAUGUGAAUCUUAGCCAGAAGAGAGACAGUAAAGAGGGUUAAAGAUUGAUUCAGUAGAAUGUGGUAUUUGCAAUAGACUGUGACAGUGGAGGCUAACUUUGACACCUCAAAAUCUUGUCUUGAGGCUGGUGAGCAACAAAAAAUGGAGUUGGCAUAUGGGGUUCUAAGAUUAAGCAAAUACAGAUUUAUGGUCUAUAAAUAAGUUGAGAUUUCUGUUUGAUGCAUAUGUACAUGAGAGGAAAUAUGGGCUAUAGGCUUAAUAUAGAUUACUUUUAUUUAAUCAGACAUGCAUUUAAUAAAAGGCACAUUUUGCUUAUUACUGUGUACUAUUAACUAGUACGGUGUAAUUUUAUUAAUAUGCCUAAUUGUCUAAAUUAAACCUGAAAGGGACACUAUAGGCACUCAGGCCGAUUCAGCUCAUUGAAGUGGUCUGGAGCAUAGUCUUAGGUCCCUUAACCAUGGAAAGGUAAUUAUUGCAGUUUUUAAUUAACUGCAAUAAUUCCCUUUAUGGGUUAACUCUAGCUCUAGUGGCUGUCUUCCAAACAACCACUGUGACCCCCUGUCCCUGGAUUGUAAACCCCUUCAUUUCAUUCCCCUAUGAGUUUAGGACAUUGCCUUUUAUUUAGUUUAUUUUAAAUUUAUUCCUCUACCGAACAAACUACUGAACGACCAGACCACCUGUGUGUGGAGUGUGCCCCUCAUUAACCUCGAUCACCUCUUUCACACCUCGAAAACCACAAGCAUUCUAAGCAGUCGGCUGGGUGGUCAGUGUUCGGUAUAGGAACACGUGGCGGCGGCCAUAUUAAGUGCAUGGAGCUAUAAUCAAACUCUGCUGGGACUUCCAUACCUUCAUACGUUUGUCUGGAUUCGUAUAAAGAGAGCGGCGUUUGGAAGGAAUAAUACUGAUGGUGCUGUGUUGUUCAUUUCCCCCCGCACCUCCCCAAGAUCUUUCUUAAAUCUGUCGCACUGGAUUGCCUCUUGUCACCAAGCUGGAUAACUGCCAGCUGUGAAUCCAAAAGCAAGAUUUUGUGCUACCAUCAACAAUUAAUCCACAAGUUUGCUAACAUUUUGGCUCUGCUCCCGCUAUCACUGCACACAUUCAGCCAUAUAGACUCCAUGUGUAAUUGACUACACUCUAUGAUAUGUGUAAAUAAUCUGUAAUAUUAUUUACCAUAAAGCUUUACUUGCCUUAAUCCGUUCACUACCUGCUUGCAUGUAUAGACUUUUUCUUUACUAUCAUUUGCAUAACAAAAUUUUAGUCCAUAAAGACUCAUUUGCUAUUUACACUCCAGGAACAAUUGUCUGCUUGUAUAAGGAACACAAUUCUCUGGAAAGAACUAUUUUCAUUGCCCCAGCAUUUCUAUAAAGGAUGAAUAAAUAAAUUAAAACUUUGCGUACCUUAAAUUAUGUGUUUUUGAAUAAUACAUUAAAAAUCACCUACAACUUGUGUUAACUUUUUCAUGAGAUGCUCAGUCUUUUAAGUUUAUAUUAAAGGGACACUAUAGUUACCAGAACAACUACAGCUUAAUGUAGUUUUCUGGUAAGUAUAGUCUGUCCCUGCAGGCUUUUUAAUGUAAACACGGCCUUUUCAGAGAAAAGACAGUAUUUACAUUACUGUCUAGGAAAAAGUCUAUAGCCACUCUUCUGAUGGCCACAAGGGAUGCUUCCUGGGGCAGUGCUGCAUAUGAUCUGCAUGGAGAUGCUGAAUGCUCCUCAUACAGAUGCAUUGAAUUAAUGCAUCUCUAUAAGGAGAUGCUGAUUGGCUAGGAUGGCAUUUGGCUCUUCCUCACCUCAUUGGCUGAGAUAAUCAGAGUUAACAAUCUCAUCCAAUCUAAUGCUUUUCUAUAGGAAAGAAUUGUAAUUAUCUGAGUAAUCAAAUCUGAUGUCCACGAAGGAGGCGGAGCGGCAUCGGUACGGCACUGGGAAAAAGGGUGUGUGUUUUUUUUUUUUUUACUUAUUUAAGGGGACAGGGACCCUACAUGUGUUUUUUUUAACACUAUAGGGUCAGGAAUACAUCUUGUAUUCCUGACCCAAUAAUGUUCUUUUAAAGGUUUAGCAAAUGACACAAUCGUUGAGUUCAGACAAGGCAGAGGCAGGGCAUAUAUGGAUGAGAAAUAGAAACAUUCUCAUUUCUCCACUUCUCUGUAUGUAUUUUCUAUGGUAACUGUAGGUGUUUAGUUGUCUGAUAAAGAAGUGUGCAUUUCUACAUUUAAUUGUAAUUUUACACUUCCGAUACUUCUUAAAUAUCGGGAUAAAACUACUACCCAGAGCGAUUGAAAUCCCUGUGGCCAUGUAGAUGAACAUCUGUUCUGUUGGAUAAUGUGUUCUAUUUUAGGCUCUGUGCUUAGACUCCGAGCUAGUUCCAAUCCGCCCAGCACCAUGCUGCAUUCCUGACAUUUCUCUGAUCACUUGCGCUGCAGUUAAUAAAGCAGAGAUCCUGGGAAGGAAGCUGAUUGCAUUGAGAGGAUUUUCCUCCGUAGGCAGACAUUGAGAAGGUUACUGCAGGAAAGCUGCUAUUAUAAGAGAUAAAGAUGUGCAUAGACGGAGUGAAGCACUGGACAACUCUAGCCCCUCUUAUAUCUCUUCACUGAUCCAUAGGUAUGCCCCUCCUCGUUCCCUCCACUCUGCCCGUGACCACCACCUGACCGCUGCUUGCACCCUUACGGCCAACUAGCGCUUGCAUGACCUCUCGCGGGCGGCUCCUCUCCUAUGGAAUAGCCUGCCUACCGCCAUCAGACUCUCCCCUAGUCUUCAAUCAUUUAAGAAGGGCCUUAAAACCCAUCUCUUCAGGAAAGCUUAUGGCCUCCCAGAGUAACCUCAUACCUGUCUCUUGCUCUCUCCUAUAGGGCAGUGCUUUACUCUCUCCUCCAGCUCUGCUUCAUUCCCACCCUAUUUGAUAUUUCCUGUCCUAAUGUGUCUUAUACCCCACCUCCUAUAAACUGUUAGCUCGUUUGAGCAGGGUCCUCUUCAACCUAUUGUUCCUGUAAGUGUUCUAGUAAUUGUCCUAUUUAUAGUUACAUCCCCCCUCUCAUAAUAUUGUAAAGCGCUAUGGAAUCUAAUGGCAAUAAUAAUAAUAACCACACAGAGUGAAAAUAGCAGAGUGUGAUGGUAGUCAGAUAUAAUGUAUGACUUAAAUAAUGGGGAAAUCAUUCUGUCUCAAACUGUGAACUAAUCUAAACUGUAAUGUUGUAACUUGUCUGAUCAAAGGAGAUAUAUGGUUUUAACAGAGUUUUCAAGUUCUCCUGAUAUUGUGGAUACUGCCUUGUUGCAGUCAAAGUCUCCAUGUCAGUCAUAAAGUCUUUGACUUUUAAAAAUUUGCAACAACAGUGUAUUUGGCUACUCUGUGUGCAAAUAAAUUUAAUUUGCACUCAUUUCCUUAGUUCCUGACACUGAUAAAAUAAUACCUGUCCUGAUUCCAACCCCAUGUCACCUGUCCUGACCCACAUUUUCCCAAAAUCAGUCCCUUCUUAUAGGUAUAUCUUCUGAUGCGUGUGAAAGUAAUGCUAGCUGCAUGCAUGUCUUUAAUUACAGUUUUGUGUGGCUCCUAACAUUUUGAUUCUUGCUUCUAAAUUCUAUGUAAGUUUGUCAGGCCCUUUUGUGAAUGUUAGAAUGCUAACUAUAGAACAAGACAUAUUUCUCCUAUUGAAGAUUUAUGUAUAGCCUAACAUGCAAGCACACUGCUAAAAUAAUUGAAAAGUGAAACGUAAUACUUAAAUAUGAAGUAGAGUGUGUAUUAUAAAUGCUUUUAAGUUGCUUAGAUUUUGAGCCUUACUUUCUGCAGGUGCAGUCUCCUUCUCUUCUACCAACACCACCAAAAGAAUGCACCGGCCACAUUCAUAGUCAAUGGUGCUCUUGUUAAGUUUGGACAAGGAUUCGGCAAGACAAACAUCUACACCCAAAAACCUGAUCCACCUAAAAAGGUACUGUUGCAUUACUUUGAUAUACUGAAAAAUCACUACAUACUAUUUUUGAACCAGACAUUUGUGUACUCCUCCAUUACUUUUCUUUAAAUAUAAUUUUAAUACAAUCAUAGAGGCGUCUAGUGCUUUUGAAGAAGAGAAAGUUGAAUUAAUUGCUUAAAAAAUAGCACAAAGAAAAGAAAAAUUAGGCCACAGGAGAUUACCGUUAAUAUUGCAUUAUGUUUUACAUUUUUUGAACCACCAUAUUUGUACUAUAAGACAGACAAUGACUCUGUUUUAUUACAGGUGAUGAUGACCAAGCGUACAAAGGAUAUGGGGAAGUUCAGCUCAGUGACCGUGUCCACAAUUGAUGAAGAGGAGGAGGAGAUUGAAGCGGUAAGCACAUUAAUAUGUAAAACACAUCCUUUGUAUUCCGACAGAGUGAUUUGAUAGUCCCAUUCACAAACUAUAUUCCAUUACAUUGAAUAAAUACAUUAAUGGGCCAUCCAUAAUUUCAAGGCUGUUGUUCUUCUUGAUUGUUAAAUGGCCUUCUGUUGGUCUUUUUAAGCCUUUCCACCGCAUUAUGAUAUUGUUAUGGUCAAUGUUGUUCCAUUUGCUUUGCUCAUUAUUACUCCUGAUUUGUGCUGUUCAGAGGGAAGUGGCAGACUCGUAUGCUCAGAAUGCUAAAGUGAUCGAGAAACAACUGGAAAGAAAAGGAAUGAGCAAGAGAAGGCUACAAGAGCUGGUAUGUAGCUAUUUGUUGCUGGUAAAAUCCAGCUCCUUGCUUUUGAUAGAAAUGUAUUAAACUUACACCUGGUUCUAAAAUCCGCAGCAUGUCUGCUAAAUUCCAAUUAUAUAUAUAUAUUUUUUUUUUUUUUUUGCUGCUUGCGUUUGUCACGUUAAACCAUUACUAAUGAUGCAUGUACUAAAGUAUGUCUUUUAAAAUACAAGCAUUGUUGAUUUAAAUGUAUGCAAUAAUAUGCAUUCACUAUCUUGAAGAUCCUCGUUGUGACAACGAUAAUAAAAAUAUGUAUUCCCGAAUGGAAGCUUUGGCAUAGUGCCUCCAGACUUCGAGAGCAUGAGCAAAUCUGUGGGAAGUGUGUAUAUGCAAAUAGAUGGUCGAGAGCAUUAAAAAAAAGAGAAGUGCUGCUUCUAUUUUUUUUUAUUUAUGUAUUUUUUUUUAUUUAUUUUUUGGGAAGGAGCAGUCUUGUACACCAGUUACAUAGUUAUAUAGUUACAUAGCUGAAAAGAGACUUGCGUCCAUCAAGUUCAGCCUUCCUCACAUAUGUUUUUGCUGUUGAUCCAAACAAAGGCAAAAAACCUAGUAUGAGCGCUUCCAAUUUUGCAACAAACUAGGAAAAAAUUCCUUCUUGACCCAAAAAUAGCAGUCAGAUGUCUCCUUGGAUUAUGCAGCUAUUUCCCCACUAAUUAGAAAUUAUAUCCCUGUAUGUUAUGUUUUUGCAAGUAUGUAUCCAAUUGCAGUUUAAACCUCUGUAUGGACUCUGAUAAAACCACAUCUUCAGGCGGAGAAUUUCAUAUCCUUAUUGCUCUUACUGUAAAUAAAAACCUUUUCUUUGCCUUAGAUGAAAUCUCCUUUCUUCCAGCCUAAAUGUGUAAUCUCGUGUCCUAUGUAUAGCACUGUUUAUGAAUAGAUUUCCAGAUAAUGGUUUGUACUGGCCCCGAAUAUAUUUGUAAUGUUAUCAUAUCCCCUCUGAGUCUCUGCACUUUUUCUAGUGCCAUGAUAUCCUUCUUUAGAACAGGUGCCCAAAAUUGUACAGCAUAUUCAAGGUGUGGUCUUACCAGCGAUUUAUAAAGAGGCAAAAUUAUAUUUUCAUCCUGAGAAUUUAUGCCCCUAUUUAUACAUGACAAAACCUUACUGGCCUUAGCAACUGCAGAUUGACAUUGCAUAUUGCUGCCUAAUUUAUUGUCUAUAACAAUGCCCAAAUCCUUCUCGUGUGUGGCCAUGCUCAGGUGUAGACCCAGAGUGAUUCUUUCGUACUACCAGGAGUAUGUAUCCAACCUGUAAGAUCCUUGCAGUGAAGGACUUUUGACUUCAUGCUAUAUAGGCUUCAUCGUAAUAUGAUAAAUAGAUGGAACCACGUAAAAAGAAAAGAGAAAACUUUAAUACUGUGUAAUUUACAUAUUUAUAGGUCAGAGUGCAUUCGAUGUAAGUCAUCUCCUGAGUUGUCUAGGGACUGUCAUAUUUCUGUUCUAUAUAAAGAGAGUUAAAGAGCUAGUGCUAUAUCAGCGUUUUAACCUAUUAAAUGCUUUGUUAAACAUGCCUAACGGUUCAAGCGCCAUAAACCAUGCAAUGAUUAUUUUUUGGGUUUUUUUUUAUAUUGAGUAAAUUACGUUAUUUUAUAUAUCUAAGAUUGUAACAAAAGAAAAACAAGUCUCAUGGCUUGACUGGUGUGCAGAUUUUUGUUUAACAUUGUAAUAAUGAAGAUUGUAACACAAAGAUAAAAAUGAAACACAAAAACAAACAUGACAAAGCAAUGUCCAUAUAGAACUGAAUAGCUACUUAGAAAUAUAAAUUGGAUCAGAAUAACAAAAUAAAUAAAAUGUUAAGUACAUUUGGUUAGUAACUCAGAAGUUUAUUUGUAGUUUGGGUGUCCUCACGUUGGAGAAGGAGACAAAGGAGAAGACAAGAGAAAAGUUAUUUAAAAAAAAAAAAACACAACAAAAAAAGACUUUCUAACACAAUGCAUAGGUUAAAAGUCACUUAACCCCUUAAGGACCAAGCUUUUGGAAUAAAAGGCAAUUAUGACAUGUCACAGAUAUCAUGUGUCCUUAAGGGGGUUAAAGGACAACUGUCACCAGUAAAAAAAAAAAUAAAAAAAUUAUAUAUGUGUAUAUAUAUAUAUAUGUAUAUGUGUGUAAAUAUAAAAUCAGGAGCACUCCAUUGGAUUUUCAAAAAGAGUUUUAAUCCGGUGUUCAUAAAUCACAUCAACGUUUCGACCCAAUAGGGUUAAAACACUUUUUUGAAAAUCCAAUGGAGUGCUCCUGAUUGAUCCUAUAUAUCUACUGGCUUGGAGGCACCCGGGUAAUUUCACUAUUUUUUUUUUAUUUAAAGGAGAGUGCCAGAGUUUGUGUAUAUAUAUAUAUAUAUAUAUAUAUGUGUGUGUGUGUGUGUGUGUUUAUAUAUAAUUUUUAUAUAUAUAUAUAUAUAUAUAUAUAUAUAUAUAUAUAUAUAUAUAUAUAUAUAUAUAUAUAUAUAUAUAUAUGACAACUAUAGUGCCAGGAAAACAUACUCAUUUUCCUGGCACUAGUGCCCUGAGUGCCCCCACCCUCAGGACCCCUCCCGGCUCUGGAAGGGAAAAGGGUAAAACUUACCUUUUUCCAGCUGGGCGGGGAGCUCUCCUCCUCCGAUCCUCCUGGGCUGAAUGCGCGCGCGGCAAGGCUGCGCGCUGUUACAGGAAAGCAUUAUCAAUGCUUUCCUAUGGACGCUUGCGUGCUCUCACUGUGAAAAUCACAGUGAGAAGCACGCAAGCGCCUCUAGUGGCUGUCGAUGAGACAGCCACUAGAGGAUUAGGGGGAAGGCUUAACCCAUUCAUAAACAUAGCAGUUAACCCUAGCUGGACCUGGCACCCAGACCACUUCAUUAAGCUGAAGUGGUCUGGGUGCCUAGAGUGGUCCUUUAAGAAUCCUUGCAGCAUGUAAUGGAAAAAAAAUAUGGCCUUUUUUUCCCUUUUUGAAGUAAAUGUACACUAGAUCCCCCUUUGGUUGGAGUGAUGUAGAAUGGCUCCUGCUUCACUCCCUACACAGACUGGUAAUGUUAUCUGCCAUUGCCCUGUGUGCUCUGCUAAGCAGGGCAGAGUGCCUCAUAUGAAUUUUGACCGCAUUGGAAUAUUCUCAUAUUUACUAAAGCCAAAUGCGGUUAGAAUUCAAUCUAGCAGCCAAUGAGCAAAUAGUUGUUAACCCUCAGUAGCACUAGGAUUAAUUAAGUGACAACUGUCCAGCGUUUUCUAGCCAGCCACCACAUUAAAAUAGUAUUUUACCGCCAAAUGUUGCCAUCUGGCAAGUGGGGGCAUGUCUACUAAACAUUAAAACUAUGGACUGAGCAGUGUUUGUAUAUAUGUAUGUUUAUAAAUAAUUAUACUUGCCAUCAGCAGUAGUCUUUCUUGUAAUCUUCUUUUCUUCUGCCCCAAGGAAGGCCAAAUAAAAAUCUAUAAUUCCAGACGCCAAUUACAAUUUAAAAAAAAAAAAAAAAGGCCUGAUCGCCAUAAAAAAAUCAUAGUAUUUUUAUUUACCAAUUUUGUAUUUAUUUACUAUUUUCAUGUGGCAGUUGGCUAGACCACACAAUUAACCCUCAUGCUGCAGAGGGGUUUAACAUAUUUGCUUUGUGUCUGCUAUGUGUGGGGAGUGAAGCAGGAGCCUAUCGUCAGAUUUUACCAAAGGUGUAUGAAUAUGGAGGGAUAGAAGCGUUCUGUGAAUUAGGGACCAGAUUUUCAGGUAUUUUUACAUAUACUUAAUUUUAUUUUUUAUUUUUUAAAAGUGAUUUUUCUUGCAAGGAUUCUUAAAAUAUAUAUAUAUAUAUUUUUUUUUUUUUUUUCUGGUGACAGUUGUCCUUAAGUUAUGUCUGUAAUGUUCUACCAUUGUGGUUUUUCUGUAGAAUAAAUUUGUAUUUAAAUGUUCACAUUUGUAUGUGCUAUCUUUCACAGGCGGAGCUGGAAGCCAAGAAAGCCAAAAUGAAGGGAACAUUGAUUGACAACCAAUUUAAAUAGAAGAGACUUAUGGAUUCAAGCUGACGGUGUUUAAGGACCAUUUGGCAUGCAUAGCGUUUUGUUUGCAGACAGGAUGGUGUGUGUGUACAUCUGUAAUUUCACAGCCUGCUGUCCGGUAACAAACAGGAAUUUCAUAUUUGCAAUAUCAAUAAACACAGUGUCUCCUUAAUCUAAACGAUUUACUGGUAAAUUGCUGUAUGUUUCUACUGUGGUCGCCGUGAAGGUGUACUACAGAUCCCAGUGCAAUGUUCAUUGCCCGAUUAUAUUUUUAGAGUUACUUUGUCUGGUACAUUACACACAGGCCUUAUAUUAUACAGAGAUCCCAUUUUGUUAUGUUAAUAUUGUAAAUAUGUUUGUAUAAAACAAAUUAAACAUCUUUGUAAAUAAAACAUUCAUUUGUCAUCAAUUAA